CUACACUCUAGCAGGAACCAUUGCAGCAAGCGGCACAGCAGCAGGAUCAACAAUGGCUGCUGUUAUCGACAAGAUCAAGGACAAGGUCUCUCGCCACGAGGAUCGCGGCAGGCCGAGAGUGCUAUUCAUCCUUUCUUCCCAUGACAAAAUGGGCCAUCUCGACAAGCCCACAGGAUGGUAUCUUCCCGAAUUCGCUCAUCCAUACUACAAGAUAGAGCCCUGGGCCGAUAUUGUGGUAGCCUCUCCAAAAGGAGGAGCGGCGCCAUUGGACCCUGCCUCUGUUGAGAUGUUCAAGGAGGAUGCCGAGGCCAUGAAAUUCUUGAAAGAGAAGGAAUCACUCUGGAAGAACACGGAAAAGCUGAGCAAGUAUAUUGGCGAGGCUGAUGAGUUCGAUGGCAUCUUCUAUGUCGGCGGACACGGACCGAUGUUCGAUCUUGCUACCGAUCCAGAAUCCCACACAUUGAUCAAGGAGUUCUACGAGAAAAACAAGGUCGUCUCUGCAGUCUGCCAUGGACCUGCCGCACUGGCCAAUGCCAAGUUGACGGACGGGUCCUACUUGGUUGCUGGCCACGAGGUGACUGGAUUCACAAACACUGAAGAGGAUCAAGUCCAACUUUCCAGCGCCAUGCCGUUCAUGCUGGAGACUCAGCUCAUAGCCAACGGAGGCAAGUUCGUUAAGGCGGAGCCAUGGCAGCCAAAGGUUGCCAUAAGCGGCAAGGCCAACAAUCUCAUUACUGGCCAAAAUCCAGCAAUUGAAGUACAGCAGGAGUCGACAGACUUGGAGUUUGCUGGGCAUAUGCCCGAGUGGCAGUUUCGAUUCUAG
This is a messenger RNA of Pseudocercospora fijiensis CIRAD86, 823 nucleotides long. RefSeq lists its product as uncharacterized. Bases 53 to 823 code for a protein of 256 amino acids. Gene Ontology annotation, molecular function: glyoxalase III activity. The transcript has 4 exons. Lineage: Eukaryota; Fungi; Ascomycota; Dothideomycetes; Mycosphaerellales; Mycosphaerellaceae. The record is from RefSeq and is a predicted model, not a curated record.